AUGGCUGCGGUAGCUACCAACCGCUACAUUGAGCUUGCUAAGGCGCUGCACCCUCGCCUGCAGCGAUUCCUAGCCAAGUACCCGCCAACAAACAUCCUCCCGGCCACGACGAGGACGAAUACCGUCGCAGCCACCGACGGCGAAGUGCCCAACCCCUUCCUACCUCACAAGCACCCAGCCACCGGCAAGUGGCAAGAACCAGAGUAUUCCUUGCGUCGCCAAGCAGAGCUGGUCAAGCUGGCACGGGAAGCAGGCGUUGAGGAGCUGCUGCCAUUCACCAACAAGGGCACGGAGGAGCGGAUACGGAAGAGAGUCGAGGAAGGUCUCAGAGUCAAGGGUACUGGUGUUGGACAGAAGGUCAAGGGUCACUUGCACGAGAGAAUGCUUGCUACAAAGAUGGAGAAGAGACGUACAGCUAUCUUGGGAAUGCCGAAAUUGGUCAAGGAAUGGCGGAAAACAGGUACACACAAAUGGUCCAAGUUCCCCAGGUAA
Molecule: messenger RNA, 492 nt
Organism: Truncatella angustata
Lineage: Eukaryota; Fungi; Ascomycota; Sordariomycetes; Amphisphaeriales; Sporocadaceae
Exons: 3
Coding region: 1-492 (163 amino acids)
Cellular component (GO): mitochondrial large ribosomal subunit
Molecular function (GO): structural constituent of ribosome
Source: RefSeq, a predicted model, not a curated record